Messenger RNA from Melanotaenia boesemani (Boeseman's rainbowfish), 4150 nucleotides. It is a transcript of the gene rarga, whose product is annotated as retinoic acid receptor gamma a. Gene Ontology annotation, biological process: regulation of transcription by RNA polymerase II; retinoic acid receptor signaling pathway; cellular response to corticotropin-releasing hormone stimulus. The transcript has 9 exons. NCBI's taxonomy places the organism in Eukaryota, Metazoa, Chordata, Actinopteri, Atheriniformes, Melanotaeniidae. Gene Ontology annotation, cellular component: nucleus; transcription regulator complex. Gene Ontology annotation, molecular function: nuclear glucocorticoid receptor binding; RNA polymerase II cis-regulatory region sequence-specific DNA binding; zinc ion binding. Bases 386 to 1918 code for a protein of 510 amino acids. The record is from RefSeq and is a predicted model, not a curated record.
GUGGCCGGCUGGCAACAAACAAAGGCAACUUGACAAAUGUCUGAAGUGAUCUUCGAAGAAAAGACACAGUCAAAGAGGAAUUCUCUGAAGACAACCCGUUUCUUUAUUUUAUCUCCUUCAUUGCAAACUUUGAGGUGCGUGCGCUCGUCUUCCACUAUUUAAACUUCUGGUGAGCGGAGAAUACGUUUGAAGCCGAGGCAUACGCUCCUCUAGGCGAAGAAGAAACUGACUGGAUACUUCCACUUAGUGAACUCUGGCUUUCCUUCAGCAAACCAGACGGCACACCGCUGCUCAUACGGAGGACGCAAACUUAAAUUCUGUCCAGGAUUUCCAGGUGUUGCAAGAGCCUGCCUGCCUGCUGCGGACCGCUGGGUGUUCCGUUGCCAUGGCUACCAACAGGGAACAGCAGGUGGGUCACAUGACCGGCUUCCCAACUGCUGUCUACCCCUUCCCCUUCAACUCCAUGAGAAGCCACUCCCCCUUUGACCUGUUGGCCAACAGCAGCUUGUUUGGGAGAUUUGGGGCUGACCUGCCCAAAGAGAUGGCCGCUCUAUCGGUGGAGACUCAGAGCACCAGCUCAGAGGAGAUGGUACCCAGUUCUCCAUCUCCACCUCCCCCACCUCGUGUCUACAAGCCCUGCUUUGUGUGCCAGGACAAGUCCUCAGGGUACCACUAUGGGGUCAGCUCCUGUGAGGGUUGCAAGGGUUUCUUCCGCCGCAGUAUCCAGAAGAACAUGGUGUACACCUGCCACCGAGACAAGAACUGUCAGAUUAACAAGGUCACACGCAACCGCUGCCAGUACUGCAGGCUGCAGAAGUGCUUUGAGGUUGGCAUGUCCAAGGAAGCUGUGCGUAAUGACAGAAACAAGAAGAAGAAGGAUGUGAAGGAGGAGGUUGUGCUUCCUGAGAGCUAUGAGCUAAGUGGCGAGCUUGAGGAGUUGGUAAAUAAAGUCAGCAAAGCUCACCAAGAAACUUUCCCAUCACUUUGCCAGCUUGGAAAAUAUACCACCAAUUCCAGCUCCGACCACCGCGUUCAGUUGGAUCUAGGACUGUGGGACAAGUUCAGUGAGCUCUCCACUAAAUGCAUCAUCAAGAUUGUGGAAUUUGCCAAGCGGCUGCCAGGUUUCACCACCCUCACCAUUGCUGACCAAAUUACUCUACUGAAGUCAGCCUGCCUGGACAUACUGAUGUUGAGAAUCUGCACACGCUACACCCCAGAACAGGACACUAUGACCUUCUCAGAUGGCUUGACUCUGAACCGAACUCAAAUGCACAAUGCUGGCUUUGGACCACUCACAGACCUGGUGUUUGCCUUUGCUGGUCAGCUUCUACCGCUGGAGAUGGAUGACACAGAAACUGGUCUCCUCAGUGCCAUCUGCCUCAUCUGCGGAGACCGAAUGGAUCUAGAGGAGCCCCAGAAAGUAGAUAAGCUGCAAGAGCCUCUACUUGAGGCUCUUAAGAUCUAUGCUCGUCGUCGCCGCCCCAACAAACCCCACAUGUUCCCCCGCAUGCUGAUGAAAAUCACCGACCUCAGAGGCAUCAGUACAAAGGGAGCAGAAAGAGCUAUUACUCUGAAAAUGGAGAUCCCAGGGCCAAUGCCUCCUUUGAUCAGGGAGAUGCUUGAGAACCCAGAGGCCUUUGACGACCAAACUGAGUACAAUGAGAGCUUGCCGCCCCCGCUGCCACCACCACCCCCGCCACCACCAGCACUGGUCCUGAAGCAAGAGGCAGAGGAUGAAGAUGACAGCUGGGCAACAGAAAACGGCAGCGAGCCAUCACCAGAAGAGGAAGAUGAAGACGAUGAUGAUGAUGUGGGAGAUGAGGAGCGAGAUAGGGGCUCGGACAGUGAUGGGGAGCCCUGGGGGGUUUUGGAUAACUUAGAUGGGUCAAGGAAAGGCCUUGUUGGGAGAGCGCAGUGAACAGAGCAUUUCAUGCAGGGACAUACUCACACACAUACAGGUUCUACACACACAUUUACAUAUAGACAUACAGCACAACCUCACUCUCCCACCUUAAAAAAAUGCUGGCCUUCUCUUGCCCCCCCCUCCGCUCCAUUUACUGCACAUCAUUGUGUCUUCCUCAAUGGAGCACAGCAGAGCCUUAAGUGCACAGACACUUCUAACUCAGGCCACAUGGUCCAUGACUAGUGAACUCCAGAAAGAUAAAGUCAAGGGGAGAUGGCAGUGAACCAUAUGAACUCUUGGCAUAGCCAUGAGGGAAGUUAACGUGACAAAAAGAACUUAACCUCUUUGAGAAAGCUAAAUAUUUCUUUUAUUCUCCCACUUUUGUUGCUGUUUAUAUCUAAAUAGGGGAACUGCCCAACCAGACACCAGAACUAAGUAAUUGAUUUUCUGAUGGAUUACAACAAGCACAUUACAAAAAAGAGUACAGGACAAAACCAAAUUGAGUAUACUAAUCUUUUGUUUGUCGUUAUUGCUUUUGAGUAUUGUUUUCAGUUUUUUUUGAGUUUCUAAAUAAGUCCAUGCAUAUCUAUAUACCAUUAUAUUUUGUCUUUUAUGUGUUAUUCUGGUUUCAUAUAUGAAUCCUUUAGACAAGUUUUUCUUUGAAGAGCUUUCCUGAGAAGAUAUUCAGAGGGAAAGAAGGGUAAUUAGAAUUGGCUGGGUCUUCCGUAUCAGCUACAUAUGCUCAGCUUGGGCUUCUUUGAGCACUAUUGCUCACUGUGGGUGUCAAUGAUAAUCAACCCAGAGGACUAUUGUUAUGUUGCAGUGACUUAAUCAGUUUCUGUUAUCAGGGAAUUGGCAUUAUUCUAUUUUGCUGUAGUUGCAGCCGAUUUAUGCUGUCAAUGCAAGAAGUAUCUUUGUGCCAAAGUUAGAAAAAGUUAUCUAUAGAGCUUGAGUUCGACUACUGGCAGGGACUCCAGCUAUAAUCAGGCAAUCCUCACAGCAAAGUGCUCCCUCUUACAUGCACUAAGGAUACACCCUCAAGUUUACAGGCAGUGUAAGCUUACAGCAAACACACACACUCUUUCCAUUUUAUUUUCAGUGGUAGCAGAUGUGCCGACCUGGCCCAGAGUGCUGCGAUGUAGAUCUAGACUUGACCAUAUAUGUAGCACUUUUGUGAUAUUCUUUUCAAGUAAGGCACAUCUCACCCUACUUAAACAGUAGAGCUAAAAUAUAUUCUUGUUGGCAUGUCAGAACUGAUGAUAACAUUAUGAAUACAAUCAACCUUAGAGCAUUCCCCAGUGAUGUCAGUAGAUGAAUUCAUACGGCUAACACCAACACAAACCUCCACACAUAGCAGUGUCACAUGCAUCAACACAGUGAUUUAAAGGCAUAUGCAAACUGUAAACAGGAAUUCUUAUGGAAGACAUUAUAGAAUCACACUCAGGGCUUUUCAGUGAGGACCAAACCCUAGCUGCUUUUUAGGCAUGCUAGAAACAGGCAAUAUUUAUAUGUAUUCUUGAUUAUGUAUGGAUUCUCAAACCCCUUUGUGUAUACAUAGAAGGUAGCAAGUCUGAAAACCAGCAUGGAUGCCAGAUCAACUCUUUAGAAGUGGGAAGCGGAUGGUCAUCAUCAUUAUCAUCACUGCCCCACCUACUCUUACGCUGGCAUCCAUGUAGCAGCCUGCCUUCUCAUCCCUAAAGCCAUGAUCUCAUCUUGUCUUCUUGUUUAUAUUCUCCCUUCAUUUUGAAGAAGAGCAUAAGAUUGUGUGUUCUCAUGUUUCACUUCUUUUUUGCCAAAAUGUUACAGUGAGAGAUCAGCUGGGAAAGCAUGGAUGAUAUAAAACAUAGUUUUUUUCCGUCUCUCUUUUAAAGCAAUAUGAACAUUUCUCUGUAGCAGUGACACUUGUCUUCUGAGCAUGGGCAGGUCUCCUCAUUUUUGUUGUUUCUGUGUGAGUAUGCGUGAGUGUGUGAAUGCUUUAACAUGUUUUCAGUCAUUGGGGUGGAUGUCCUUGGCAUGGUGCUGUCACACAAAAAUUCCUGUGUGAUGAACUCAUCCCUCCUCCCUCUGCUGGACUGUCAUGAUGUUAGUGAUGGUAAUCCUGGCAGAACAUUGAGAUUAUUUUGUCUUAUGUUUUUGUUUUGUUCAACAUGGCCAUCAUGUUGUCUACCCUCUGUUUAUGUCAACUCUUGUCAUACAAAGAAAAGCCAUAUAAACAGUAAAAAGGCACAAUAAACUACUUUUGUGAGA